Messenger RNA from Pieris macdunnoughi, 1941 nucleotides. The record is from the annotation of a GenBank genome assembly. NCBI's taxonomy places the organism in Eukaryota, Metazoa, Arthropoda, Insecta, Lepidoptera, Pieridae.
AUGUCUACAAGAAGUGGACGUGUGAGGGCUAGUAUAGCCGAUACAAGCCCUUCUCGCAGAAGAAAAGUUGCAUCGCCAUCGCGUUCUCCCGCCAGAAACCGUAAAGAAUCUACAGAGCGUACAACUCGCCAAUCACCUGCUAGAAAGUCUCCCAGCCGUAAACCUACUUUGAAAUACCCAGCUCGUAAGUCUCCUUCAAGAACAGUUAAAGAGAAAGACGAAUCUGUUUCAAAGUCUCCCGCAAAGCGCGCAUCGAUGCAGAAUGCAGAAGUCAAGUUGGAAGACUUCUCUGCUAAACUCGAAGUUUUUCGUAGUACACGGUCCAAGCGUAUUGAGUAUACUGUGAAAGAUAUACCAAUAAAAUCAAUUGAAGAUGAUUUAAAUGGUGUUGAUAGCACAGAAUUUAGUAAAUAUAGUAUGAGAAACCGCCGUUCAAUUGAUAUCGCUCCUAGACAAUCUAGUCUGCUACGAGACUUGGAAAAUGUACCAGACAUAAGAAGGAGUUUAAGUAAAUCCUUAAGCAAUUCAUUAAGCAAAUCAAUUAGCAAAACUAUUGAUACUUAUUCAGAUGAUGAAUCUGAAUUGUUAUUCCGAGGAAAAUCAACAUCUGUUGUAAGAAAAUUAUCUACACCUGUUCCAAGCACAGUUUCAUUGGCACAAGUUAAUAACAAAUUUGAGUUUGGUGGGAUAUUUGGUGCUAUAGCUUUGAUGUUUAUCAUUCCACUAAUUGUAUUUGGGAUUUUAACUUCAUGUACUAAAGUGUGUUCUCACAAUAUACACUUGGAUUUAACUGUGUAUAAAAAUACAAUAUGGUUUACUCUACCGUCAUUGGAGAUUAUUCUUGUUCAACAAAUUUUACAAGCUGGAAUUCAUAUGUUACCGGUAUUGGGGAGCAAGCAAGUAGAUGGUGUAGGUAAAAAGUUUUGUUUCAAUGCUCUUUUCGCAAGUAUUGUUACACUAACCAUACUGUUUUCUCUGAAUUUCUAUAACAUAUUCGAUAUUAAUUUGAUCUUGGACUCUCACUUACAGCUGGGAGUUGGAUCUUUUUUAAUAUCAGUUGUUUUGUCUGUGUUUCUUUAUUUGAAAGCUAGAAAUAUGAAUGAAAAUGAUUUGAAUCCCUAUGGAAACUCUAAAUAUGCAGUCUACAAUUAUUUCAUUGGUCGAGAAGUCUACCCGCAGAUAAAGAAGUUUAAUAUAAAGUUAUGGACCUAUAGAGUGUGCAAUAUUACCACUCUUAUCCUUCUGGUUCUUGUAUUAAAACAGAGUUUUUAUGUUGAAGGGAAAAACCUUGAAAACAUAAGUUUGACUAAUUAUCAAGAGAUACUAAGCAAGGUGCAAUACAGGCCAACACUUGCCGUAUUCACAUUGAUGCAAAUAAUAUAUGCUCUAUACUUUGUUAUCUGCGAGUACAAGGUUAUAUCUACAUUUUAUUGGCAAUAUGAGGGGCUGGGAUAUAUGCAGUUAACUGCUACAGCAUUAUACCCAUUUUAUUUUACAAGUAUAUCAAAAUAUGUCGCAGACUCUGGAUUAAGUUUACGUACAAAUACUUUGAUAGCAGCAAGUGCAUUAUUCUUAUUUGGAUUUGUCUUUAUGUAUGUGAGUAACAACAUAAAACACAGGUUCAGGAAAAAUCCACUGGACCCGACAACAGUUCAUCUCGACUCGAUGCCAACGUUUCACGGGAAGAAGCUUCUUCUCUCCAACUUGUGGGGCUUCGUGCGUCAUCCGAAUUAUUUGGGGGAUAUUAUUAUGCAUAUAGCUUUAGCUUUACCUGGCAUUUUGUCUUCUCGCCCCGUAGCUGCUCUUCCGGCUUUGCUCCCAAUAGUCGUUUUGAUACAUCGAGCUUGGCGGGACCAUUGCAGGUGUAGGAGGCGUUACGGGGCCGCCUGGCAGAGAUAUUGCAAACGAGUACCCUCACUAUUAUUGCCUAAAAUACUCUAG